AUGUCUGACAACCCAGAUUUUCUGCGCAACUUGGAUCCUCGUCUUCAUCCUCAGGCGUCGGAUGCAAACCGCAUGAACAACUCUCCUCAAUCAUACGUCCUCAACGACAGCCACCCCACGGUGGUAUCGUCGGGAGAGCCCUUCGGCCACCCCGUCGAGGUCGGUGGCGCCACCGCCUCAAUGGCCUGCAUCGUUACUGAGGAAUCUGCUCAGGCUCAGAGCACCAUGCAUGCCGGCAUGCAGCCUCCUCCCGCAUACCCAGCAGUAUCCAGCGCGAGUGCCCAUAUGGUCUACCAGUCCCCGGCGUCGUUGAACACUGGCAACCACAACACCACAAUCGAAAGAGCGGGCCCGGACCGUUCUCCGCUUGGCGUUUCCCAUACACCACCGAGCUUCAGCAACGCGUCGGGCAACGGAUCGCCAGUUCUGCCCCCCUUCAUAGUUCUCUGGGACUGGAUGGAGAGUGAGGUACUUCCGCACUUGCCGAGUGAGGAGCGCAUCGACUUUCACCGUCGUCUUGAGCAAUACGAUUUCCGCCCGCCUUCGGAUUUCAUUGUGAGCGCCAUCNUGAAUGCAUACAGACGAUUUCCGCCCGCCUUCGGAUUUCAUUCACCUGUGAUGCACAUUGUCCCUGGGUUACUUCAAGAAUUUCUGGAGCGCUCCCACCCAGCCGCAUCGCCGUCCAUCCACGAUGUCAAUCAUGCAGAUGCUAGUGUGCACGCGUAUACAGGUGUCCAACGCACCACCCGGCACCGUGGACUUGCACACCACGGGCCAUACGAGAUGACCACGACGUACCAGGCUGCCGCCAUCGGCGCAGACCUGAAAGAUAACAAUACAGAAUCGACCGGCAUUGCCCUCGCGGGAAGUGUCCGGUCGAACAACACGGGCGGAUCCGCAUCGUCGUCUCCCAGAUCGGCGAUCGCGGCGACGGCCCCGUCCACCUCUUCCGCCAACACCCCGCGCCCUCGGGGCCCUCGGGUUCCCAAGCCAGAGAACCGCAAGGAUAACCCUGAUUGGAACAACACUCUCCUGACGUUCACUGUGGCGGAGAACAUUGCUCUCGAUGAGAUGUACACCCACAAGGGCGAAUCGGACGCCUCCAAGACAUGCAUCUUCCCUGGGUGCGAUGCGGAGACCAUGGCAGCGCUGCAGGUCCGCAAUCGCCAUGUCCUGGGCACCCAUCUGGAGACUCUCGGGCGCGAGUGUGUCAUAUGCACCAAGCGGCUCCCGGCGGAGCAACAGGCGGCGGGACAGCGGUUCAUGAUCCAGCGCGAUGACGGUUUCGAGCGCCAUAUGGAGAAGGUGCACUCGGGGGAGACCGAGAACGCGGAGGGCGGGGGUGAGAACGAGGGUGAGAACGAGGACGGGGAGGUAGAUGAGUAG
Peniophora sp. CBMAI 1063 is the source of this 1386-nucleotide messenger RNA. NCBI's taxonomy places the organism in Eukaryota, Fungi, Basidiomycota, Agaricomycetes, Russulales, Peniophoraceae. The record is from the annotation of a GenBank genome assembly.